This is a messenger RNA of Mytilus californianus (California mussel), 3996 nucleotides long. Its product is annotated as cytochrome P450 2U1-like. NCBI's taxonomy places the organism in Eukaryota, Metazoa, Mollusca, Bivalvia, Mytilida, Mytilidae. Gene Ontology annotation, molecular function: iron ion binding; oxidoreductase activity, acting on paired donors, with incorporation or reduction of molecular oxygen; heme binding. The record is from RefSeq and is a predicted model, not a curated record. Bases 206 to 1699 code for a protein of 497 amino acids. The transcript has 4 exons.
UGAUCAGAUAGCAUAUUCUGUCUUGAGGGAUGCAUUAUAUUGUUUGUAUAAAGGAUUUCAAAUUAAAGACCUCAUGUACUGGUAUCUCAUUACUCUUAUUGUUACAACAAUGUAGUUCUAGUGAAUUGUUAUUCCAAUAACAAUAAGCUGAUAUUAGAACAGAAAAAAUUACGUUACAGGAUAUGAAAUUAAUUUUAAAUAUUUGAUGAAAAUGUUUCACGUCAAAUUUUUCAGUAAUCUGGAAACAAACCAGCUGUUUCUGGUUUUCUUCCUGUUUUUUCUAAGUGCAAUAUAUCUUUGGAAAAAAACACAUAAUGGUUUUCCACCUGGGCCAUUUCCAUGGCCGAUCAUUGGAAAUCCUAUCUUAUUCCAAGGAAGACACCACAUCCGAUUAACAAAUUUGAAGAAUAAAUAUGGUGAUAUAUUUAGUCUUAAAGCUGGUAAAAACAGAAUUGUGUUUGUUUGUUCAUUGGAUGGUGUGAUAAAUGGUCUGAACCAAUCAGAUGACACAUUUGAUGACCGACCAAACCUACCAUCUUUUCAUUGGUUGUUCCAUGGUUGCAGGCAAAAAGGUUUGGGAACUGCAGAUUUUGACGAAAAAACAUCAAUUAAGAAAAAAUUCAUCAUAGACUGUCUCGGAAGUUAUUGUUCCGUAGAUACAAACAUUGAAGAAAAGAUAACUACCGAGGCAGUAAAUCUCUUAUGUUAUUUUCUUAAACAAGAAGAAGAAUUUGACCCAAAAGAAUCAUUCCAAUUUGCUCAUUUGCAUAUUAUGAUGACAUUAGUUUUCCAUCAAACACAAGACCAAGCCAUACAGGAUGUUUAUAAAUCACUUAAAACACGAUCAGAUGCAAAGAAAGUCUUUAGUCCUAAUAAUUUCUUUCCAUUUUUACAUUCUUUUUAUAAAGACGAUUUUCAAAAUACAGUUGAAAGAACUGAAUUUCAGAUGGCAUUUCAAAGAGACAUGCUCAAUCAUCACAAAGACACUUACAGUCCUCAUAGACUCAGAGACAUAGUAGAUCACUUGCUCUUGUUUAUAGAAAGUGAUGAGGAUAGAGGUCUUAUUGAUUGUGAUGACAUCGAGUACCUCCUAAUGGAGAUAUUUGAGUCAGGGUUUUCAGCAGUGCCAGCGAUCCUACAGUGGCUCAUUGGUUACAUGGUGGCUUUUCCAGAUAGCCAAAAAUUAGUUCAGAAGGAAAUAGAUGAAGUUGUCGGCAGAGAGAGAUUUCCAUCCUUAGUCAAUCAGCCAUAUUUACCUUACACAAUGGCCGUUAUUUUAGAGGUCCAGAGAAUCGUAACUGUAUUCCCUUUCCUGCAGCCUCACAGAACAACAAAGCACUGUGUAUUUCAAGGUUUUGAUAUACCAGAAGAUACAAUAAUGAUGUUUAACAUUUGGAGUAUUCAUCAUGAUAAAAGAUACUGGAAAAAUCCAAUGAGAUUUGACCCACACAGAUUCCUUGAUGAUAAACAGAAUCUUGUCAUACCAGAUCAGUAUAUGCCAUUUGGUGCUGGUAAGAGGAGUUGUCCAGGAGAGACUCUUGUUGAUGUAGAGAUAUUUCUGUUCUUUACUUACAUUAUGCAUCAAGUUACAAUAACAGCUGCAGAAAAUGGACAGGUGUUUAAACUUGAGUCUGAAUUUGAUGAAAUUGUUCAUCCUAAGCCAUUUAAAGUAUUUGUGCAAUCAAGGGUUGUUGACUGAAGAAGCUAGAAACACCAUUGUUUUAUUAAUCCGCAAAUAGGGUAGAUUCUUUGAUAAAAAAAAAUUGUAGGUUAAGACAAUGUGAGAGAGCUGUCAACUGUUAGUUUUUAUCAUUACGUUUGUCGACAUCCUAUGCCUAUGUCUUUAAAUUUAAGUUUUGUUUGAAUUGUUGUGGAUAGUUGUCUCAUUGGCAUUCAUACCACAUCUCCUUAUUUUUUCAAGGAUGACAGGGUUGCUGUGUGAAUUCUGUAGAAUGUGUCCCCGUGCUUGUGGUGUAUGCACUUAUAUUGUACAGUUAUGGUGUUUUUGCUUGUGAGAGAGCUGUCUACUGUUGGUUUUUAUUACCACAUUUGUUUUAUUUCUUUAGAUUUAAGUUCUGUUUAAACUUUGGUGGAUAGUUGUGUCAAAAGGCAAUCAUACCACAUCUCCUUAUUUUCAUAUGCAUAAAAGUAAUUGAAAAUACACUGUUACUUUAAUUUUUGGCAUCUUUGCCAGCACAGGGGAAACAUCAGUCCCCUCCAGACUGGAUUGUAACCCUUAGCUAGUGAAGAAGAUUUAUUUAUUGAGGCCUAAAGUAAUUGCAAAAAACUUUCUGGUCAUGCCCCAUCACUUAUAUAGAGUAAUCCCUGCCUUCUACUGUAUCUUUGUAAACAUAUAAUUUAAUUCUAUGUUUAAAUCCAUUGCCUAGAGACCAAUGGUGGUAUUGUACAACUUUUCUGCAUUACCGGUAAGUUCUGUCUUGGUUUUUAAUACAGUUAAUGUUGUCAGCCAUUAGUUUUCAGUGUGGUGUUUUGUGGACUAAUGUGUUGUUUCCGAUCUCUUUCUUCUUGAAGUCAGUCUUUCUUUAUUGGAUGAUUUUGAAAGUGAGCUUGUUUUUAGUUUUCCGGUCAGUGUUUUUUUUCGAACACAGGAUUGUAAUGUUAAUGAUAUGUUCAAUACACUUUCUUCAAAACUGGUACACACACAUGUAUUACAUUAUGCAUAUAUAUAUAUUUUUCAUGACCAUCAUCCUUUCAGUCGAUCACCAAAUCUUUGAAACAAAUUCUAUGGGAAAACACUUUGUUGUUUAUUUUACUGUUUGUGAUAUUUUUUUAUAUUUAUUUUACAUGUGAAAUGUUUAAUUACUGUUAUUAUAAUUGUUGUUUGUUUUUUAUACAUGUUUUUGUUAAUUUUUUUUUUAUGUAUUUUACAUUUUUUUUACUAGUCAAUUUUUUUAUUUAAUUGAUUCUCAACAAGUCUUUACCAAAACUAGCUCAUAGAUAAAUAAUGACAUGAAGCAUCAUUAGUGUAACAAAUACAAAUACAUAAAGUUUUAUUUUCCUAAACAAAGGGCUUAUUGUAUAUAAUAACCCCACAAAUAAUUUUGAAUUAACCUUGAUGGAGGCAUGAAUUUUGCACCAAAAUACUGUAAUUUGGAAAUUAAUGCUUGCAUUUAUUAUUGUGAAUCAUUAUUUACUUGUAAGAUCAUGAAGAUGUCAGAUCAAAUUAAUGUGAUUGCAAAAAUUUUGUGAAGGAAAAUCAGCAAUAAUAAAAUUAUGAAUGCAAGUUUUUAUUAUUGCAAACUUGAUGCUGUCUACUGUAAAUUCAGAAAUUAUUGCGUGCAUUUAUUAUUGUGAUUUUGUCAUUUUAGACUUAAAUGCGAUUUUAAUUUUUGCGAUAUUGAGAAAAAUCCUGUUUAAUUCAUAUAAAAAAUUUCAAAAUGCGAGUUUGAAUCAUUGCGAUUAUAACCCGUCGCAUUUUUCGCAAUAAUAAAAACAUCGCAAUAAUUUCUGAAUUUACAGUAUUUUUUGCAUUAAUAAAAACAUUGCAAUUAUGUCAGAUUUUACAGUAAUCUUUUAAAAUUUUGCCAUGUUUGCUGGCAAGUAAUAGUUAGUGCAAUUUUGCUCUGAUGGCGUUUUUAUGCCCCACCUACGAUAGUAGAGGGGUAUUAUGUUUUUUGGUCUGUGUGUCCGUCCGUCCGUUCGUCUGUCUGUCCCGCUUCAGGUUGAAGUUUUUGGUCAAGAUAGUUUUUGAUGAAGUUGAAGUCCAAUCAACUUGAAACUUAGUACACAUGUUCCCUAUGAUAUGAUCUUUCUAAUUUUAAUGUCUAAUUAGAGUUUUUACCCCAAUUUUACGGUCUACUGAACAUAGAAAAUGAUAGUGUGAGUGGGGCAUCCAUGUACUAUGGACACAUUCUUGUUUAGGACUUGAUAUGGGAUUACGGCACCAGUAAAUCCUAAAAAAGACUGUCAGAUGCCAUAGCAAUCUGAGAAUAGUAAGGGAGCUACCAUUUGAUUUUUAUGGGGGGGGGGGGGGGG